AUGUUCAGCAGACGCUUUGAACCCCCGCAACAAAAGAGUUUCACCAAGAGCCAUAAGGCAUCAAAGUCCAGCGGCAUUUCCAAACAUCGUCAUGAUUCCCGCCAUAGUCGACGGCCGACAACGGCUACAUCCUCCAGCACCACGACGCAAGAUACCGAGAUGGGAAACAACCUCACCUCCGCGAUCGUAACUCUUGUAGUGGGCACCGAACAGCGUCUCUUCGCUGCCCAUGAGGACGUUCUUUGCGCAUCACCCUUCUUUCAAGCCGCCCUUAGGGGAGGCAACUACACCGUCGGCUCACCGUCCUCCUCCUCCUCACCAGCAAGACGCAUCGCUCUGCCUGAUGAAGAACCAGAGAUCUUCUCGUCGGUGCUCGAGUACCUCUACAAGGGUGAUUACUAUCCACGACUGGUACACAACAAAAGGCGUAAUUCAUGGGAGAUUGAACGGCCGAGCGAGGACGGCAAAGGAAUCGAGUCGACUGUGUAUCAUCACGGCGUUGACGGUGAUCUGCUCAAAGAUACGGUCAUCUACUGUGCUGCUGAGAAGUACGGGCUCGAUGAGCUGAAAAGAGUUUCACUCAGAAAACAGGGUCUUCAAUCCGGCAUUCAAUGCAGCACCAUCCUGGCGUCUGCUAGGUAUGCCUAUGCUAACACGCCUGAUACCGACUCCAAGCUGCGGGCGCACUACCUCGCCCUCAUCAUCCGCAGCCGAAGCACCUUCAAGCGGAGUGGCACCAUGCAGUUGGAGAUGUACAACGGCGGCACUCAGCUGUUUUUUGACCUCUUUGUCGCUCUUUGCAACCACGUCGAUGACAUCUCGACCGUGAACUCUCCUCGUACGCCUCGCGGCGGACGUCCUAUCUAG
Molecule: messenger RNA, 867 nt
Organism: Colletotrichum truncatum
Lineage: Eukaryota; Fungi; Ascomycota; Sordariomycetes; Glomerellales; Glomerellaceae
Molecular function (GO): protein binding
Source: RefSeq, a predicted model, not a curated record